UAUGCAUCGAUCUGAUAUCUUUUCUCCUUACAGUUUCGAAUCAACCAUAACUAUUUGUAUUUCGCAAAUAUGCGGUUAUAAGAAAUUGAUAGAUGAUAUUACGACUUUACGUAAAUCUCCUUAUCUUUGUGAAAACAACGAGCACGAGGAAAAGUUGCAAAAAUUGUGGAAUCUGCUGGAACCCGACGAACCGCUAGAGGCAAGAGUAACGAAACAAUGGACAACGAUUGGUUUUCAAGGUUCCGAUCCUAAAACUGAUUUUCGUGGUAUGGGUUUAUUAGGUCUUGAGAAUCUUGUCUAUUUCUCUAAAGAGUCUACGGAUCUGGCGAGAAGUGUCUUGCUUCAAUCUAGAAAUCCUGCUCACGAAUAUUCAUUUGCUAUUGUUGGAAUAAAUAUAACUGCAAUGAUUGUUGAUCUAUUAUUGAAAAAUCACUUGAAAAAUCAUUUCUACAAUAGUAUUAUGGGAGAACCAACGAUUGAGGAUUUUCAUAAUAUUUACAUUUGUAUCUUUAAUGAUUUUCACAAGCAUUGGUUGAAGGACAAGCCGGGCAUUAUGAAUUUUAAUAUUUAUAAAGAAAAGUAUCGUCGUAUACUUCUAGAGAAACUAAGGCGCAAAGACUGCGUAUUGACUCUCGGUCAAGCAUCAUAA
Molecule: messenger RNA, 649 nt
Organism: Dimorphilus gyrociliatus
Lineage: Eukaryota; Metazoa; Annelida; Polychaeta; Dinophilidae
Source: the annotation of a GenBank genome assembly